Stegastes partitus (bicolor damselfish) is the source of this 2518-nucleotide messenger RNA. RefSeq names its product zinc finger protein 511 (gene znf511). NCBI's taxonomy places the organism in Eukaryota, Metazoa, Chordata, Actinopteri, Pomacentridae. The transcript is spliced from 6 exons. The record is from RefSeq and is a predicted model, not a curated record. The coding region runs from base 89 to 1009 and encodes 306 amino acids.
AUCCCGCGACAAACACAACCAAAACAGAUGACUGCUCCCCGGCAGCUGAACUUGUUGGAUAACUUUAAAGUAAGGAGCGCAUGAAACGAUGCUGCAGCCAGAAGUGGUCCAACGUUUGACUGCGGGAGAUGUUUCGGUUAGAAGCUGCCAUGAAGAGAGUCUGACAGGCGACUCGGAGCAGCAGCAGCAGCAGCGGAGGCAGACUGAGGAGGGAAACCCGUUCAGCUUCACCCCGCAGCGCCUCCACCUGCACCGGGACCACGAGCUGUUUGAGGAUGGAGACAUUCAGAGGCACAUGUACCUGCAAGACCUCUACAUCUCGGAGGCAGAAGACAAGCCAACCCUCAGUGUGUCAGAGUUCGCCUGUCACAUCUCAGGCUGCAGUUCAAUCUUCAGCACGCUGGAGGAGUAUGAACACCACUAUAACUCCCUCCACCGACAUGUGUGCUGUUCAUGCCGUCGCUCUCUGCCAAGUGCCCGGCUCCUGGACAUUCACAUUCAGGAGUGGCACGACUCUCUCUUUACUAUCCUCGCCCAGAGGCAAGACAUGUACCAGUGUUUGGUGGAGGGCUGUGGACAGAAGUUCAGGACUAGUAAACACAGAAAAGACCAUCUAAUACGAAUUCACAAGUAUCCUCCGGACUUCAGGUUUGACAAAACCAAGAAGGACAGAGGAACCCGAGAGACGAAGACACAGCAGCAGAAGGAUGCAGCCAUGGAAGUAGUGGACGAUGUGUGCGAGUCCGAGGGUGUGUGUGAGGUUAUGUGUAAUGUGCUGUCAGACCAGCCCGAGCAAGAGGAAUCCAUGGAGACACAUGUGUCUGAGGAAGAAGCUGUUCGCAUGGCAAAGCCGGCCUCGACCGAGGAGCUUUCUGCCUCAGCUCAGGGCUCAGAAAGUACAAGCAGCGCGCCACCAAAACCACAAUACUCCUACAGGGUUCCUUCAGCCGUAUGCUUCGGUCAUGGCUCCGUCCGAGGCUUCAGAGGACGGCGGGGAAGGAGGAAAUGAAAAACCAGAAUGGAAUCUUUUGUAUACUGUUCUAUAAGAUUUACAACUUUAUACCCUUUCAACAAAAUAUAUUUACUGUCAUAGGUGUCCUUAACUUAAAAUAAAAGUUUUUGGUUUUUUUUGCCAAAAAAGAGAGAUAUGUGCAUAGAAAUUAAUUUAGGUUAAGACUGUUGGUUAGUCUUUUUGUGCUACAAGGCUCCCAUCUCACUUAUCUCCCCUGUCAGCAGACACAACCAGCUGUAGUGGUGAAAAAUAGUGUUGUUGCGUCAGGUUCCAAGGAAAGUUACAAAGUGCACUGUAUGGGAUGUGGUUGACCCAGUUUACUCUGGUGGAAAGUUUGACUUAAAAUUCAAAAGGUUGUGAUCAGUCAGUAGUUUUGUGAGGACAAAAAAAAAUGAGAGAAAUAUCAGAAUUUACAUAAUAGACUUUAAUAAUUGUACAAAACACAUGUUCACCCAUGAAAUAUAAAAUACACUGUACAAUAAUGACUGAUGCCAGUCCAUCAGUCACGUUUAGCACUUUGAGGGUUUGCAAAAAUAGCCGAGGACUUUUAUCUACAUUUAGUAAUGGAACAGGUCUUGCAAAGUUCUUUUACCAUCUGUGCAAAAACAUUCUCCGUUUGAGGUAAUGACAAGAGUAAAGCAGAUUUAUAGUUGAUUUGUAAAUGAGGAAAUCUGUCAACAAGUCGGAAACAAAGAAAUUGUGUGUGGCGAUUGUUAUAAUAAAUUCACGAGGAAGGUUCUUCUGGUUUAGUUGAAUCACUGCAGCACUUAAGAGCUAAAGCGCAAAAGGUAAACAGUUUUCAAUAUACAAAAAAAUUACAGACAAUUUAAUUACAACAGCAACUAAAAGGCACAAAUGAGCGCUUCAGAUUUUGUUCCAUGAUAGUUGUUUGGUGGAUGUUGGAUGUGUUAUUGCUUGCGAAGACCCGCAUAUUUUAAAUAUGGACAUACUUGAACUGUAUCUACAUUUGUGUGCUUUUAGUUGAAUGACGGUGAAGCUGGAGAUGAAAGGGGUUCUGUACCAAUGAGGCUUUUUUCUUUCUCUUUAACUUAUAAAAAAAUCCUGACUGGGCUGUAUUAGUCUUAUCUAAGUCCCUCAGAUUAUUCAAAAGGAGUUUUGGGGCCUCGCUCAGUGGGGGAUUAAAUUGUUAAUAACGUCCACAAAUCCAAUGAAACAAACUAUUAACAGUCAUCACUUUCAGAUCUCUGAAAAGUUAAAGUGGAAAAGUGUGAAGUUAUUUGUGGUUUGUUUCGCAAUAAACUACAGUUCCUGUAUUUUUUAGCAAUAAGGAAACAUGUCAGCCAGUGCAACUAUGUGGCCCAAUGAUGUGUUUCCUAACAGCUUUUGGACAAUAGAGCUCUGAGAAAUAUUUUUAACCCACCCCUAAAAGUUUUCCUUUAAAUAUACCAUUGAUGCUUCUCUGUGUUUUCUAUACCCCUAAAAUUAAAUUACAACUGUCCUGUAAAUGUGAGUAAUUUCCAAAGGCCUCUAGAUUGGAAUUUAAAA